CGAAAAACUGGACCAGUCUAUUUUGAAUAUUUUUGAGGGGAGGUAGGGUAUAUAAAGCGCUAAUCGGCGAUAAUUAUCGCAGUUUGCGCUGAUUUUGUUAGAAGUUUGUUUAAUUUUUUAAGUGUUCUAUCAGUUUUCUUGUCGGUUUAAGUAAACUAUUUCUGCAAAAUUAGUGUUAUAUAGUGUUUUAAAGAAGAACAAUACUUCCACGAGCAUCUACAGGGCGUAUAAAAAGGUAGGAGUACUAUUUUUUCAAUAUUUUUCGAUGAAAAAGUUGUCCAUAAGCGCAAAACCUCUACAGAAGUUGUUUUUAGAAAUAAUAAUAGCUGUUACGUAAUUAUUGACGAUUUUUAAAAGUUAUACAACGGCUAUAGUGAGAUUAUUUUAUAGAAAAUUAGAUUUUAGAGUUUUUAGUUGUUUCAAUGUCGGUAUUUUAACAAAAAAAACUUUUUAAGAUUGCACAAAAAUGGACGAGUCUAUUUUUAGUAUGUUUGAGGGAAGUUAGGAUGAAUAGCGCUAUUGUCACAGAUUGAGUUGAUUUUUUUUACUUAUUUAUGUUUAUAUGUUUUUGAUCAGUGUGUUGUUGGCUUAGUAAUUAAUUUCUAAAAUCAGUGUUAUACAGUGUUUUAAAGAAGAAAACUACUUUCCACGAGCAUAUACAGGGCGUAAGAAAAGUUUCCGAGAUUCCAAUGGUUGCUUCCAAUUUAGGACACCCUAUACAUAACAUGACACUUUAUGAAGAAGAAACUAUCAACUUAGGUGGGAAGAACGAGAAGAUCCUUCAUGGUAAAGUAGUAGACAUCACCGAUCAUCCUCACCAAAUAGCUCUGCUCAACACCAAAUUCAACAAAAUAAUUUGCGGAGGGGUCAUUGUUAAACCCAGAGUGGUUUUCACUGCUGCCCAUUGUACCCAUACCCGAGAUCUUCAACCCAGAAAGAACCUAGCUGUUCUGGCCGGUGCCAACCAUGUUGAAGACGACGAUGGAGCCGUGCAUCACAUCGCAAAAGUGUUCAAACAUCCGGAUUUCUCAUAUCACGGUUUGGACAGUGACAUCUCUGUCAUUCUCUUGAAAGAACCAAUCCGAUUCAGCCAAAAGGCGAGAAAUAUUGAGGUAUCCACAGAUCACCAUCCAGAAGGAACGAGAGCCAUGGCCUCUGGAUGGGGUAGAACAGAAACAGGCUCUCAGUCCAGGGAUUUGAGAGCUGUAGAUUUGACCAUAGAUGAUGCUAACAACUGUCAAAAACAUUUCCCUGGAGUGUUUCAUCCUGUUAUCACCGACAACAUGGUCUGCGUCAAACCACACUACAAAUCGACUUAUUACGGUGACAGCGGUGGACCUUUGACAGUUAAUGGGAAAUUAGUAGGAUUGGUAUCGUUCGGCAGAAGAUUAAAACCGAACAAGAAAACCACCGUUUUCACUAAAGUGGGAAAUUUCCUGGAUUUCAUGGAGGAAGUACUACCGGAGGAAUACAGAGAAGACUAAAUAGAUAUUUUAUAACAGUA
Molecule: messenger RNA, 1504 nt
Organism: Sitophilus oryzae (rice weevil)
Lineage: Eukaryota; Metazoa; Arthropoda; Insecta; Coleoptera; Curculionidae
Product: trypsin-like
Exons: 6
Coding region: 690-1484 (264 amino acids)
Biological process (GO): proteolysis
Molecular function (GO): serine-type endopeptidase activity
Source: RefSeq, a predicted model, not a curated record